Messenger RNA from Penicillium waksmanii, 1107 nucleotides. RefSeq lists its product as uncharacterized. Bases 1 to 1107 code for a protein of 368 amino acids. The transcript has a single exon. The record is from RefSeq and is a predicted model, not a curated record. Lineage: Eukaryota; Fungi; Ascomycota; Eurotiomycetes; Eurotiales; Aspergillaceae.
AUGGGAUCGCCGUUGUUUGUUGAAAAGGAACAUGCACCGGGCUUUGAUCCGUCUGCACGGCACAAGGGCGCAUCAGGCAGGUCAUCUCUUAUUGGAAGAAGCAACGCUUCAACACGUCUGGUACUCUCCUGUGAGAUCGACCAUUCAGAAAAUAGACCCGAGCCUAUGGACUUAGAUCCUCUCGAGCCAGCUCAAGAUGAGGAAAUCUUCGAUCCGAGAAGUCCAUCGGGUGGAUAUCACUCUACUCCCAGAUGGUCACUGAGCGAUUCAGUGCUGGAAAUGGUCCCUUCUGGUUACUCGCCCGGGGCUAAUCCAGAGUUUGGAAAUGCUAGAAGUGAAUGCACCAAGAUCUCACUGGAAACAGUUUCACUCGAAUGGGGUCAGAACGAGCGAGCAACAGGAGAGGAACCCAACCCAGACACCACUGGAUCUGCCUUUGGAAUUGCUGAUCCUGCAGCACAGCGACGAAGUUCGUCAGAAACGAUCAUAUUGUCAGAAGAAAACUGCCCCUCUAGAUCGGAAGAAUUAAAAACUUUUCUCGAUGGCCUAAGAAGGGCCCAAGUGGAGCAAGAGGAGGUGGAAAAAAGGAUGGAGAACGACCGGCUCAAUGAAGAGCUCAAUCUGCUCUAUCAUAAUCAAGCUUCAACCAGAAAUUUGCUUCAAUCAGGUCCUACUCAGAAUUUGUCACUGUCAAUCUCUGCUGAUCAGCAAGCGGAAGCAACGAACAGAGAUGCCGAGCACGUCCGAACAAGAAAUGACGACCUCAAUUGCCAAGCGUCUACACAACGGCUUAUCGAUAUCAAGUUCUGGUCACUCGAACGAGGUCAGUGGAGCCAAUCAGACUGUCUCCUCGUAGACCCGUCCGACCCCUCACCCAUGGAGCGGCUCGCACGAAAGUACUCCUGCAAAGGAUUUACACUCUACGAUGUGAACCUCAAGAGCCUUCGUCUGGCCCAUUGCUACCGCGCAGCAACAGCGGAUGAUACCAAAGCGAUCUUCUUGAUUUCCGCCCACGAAGAGAAAGCAAUUGCGGCUACAGAAGGAUUAGGGAAGGAGGAAAAGCUGAUUUCAAUGGCUGCUCGCGUUGUGGGACGUGCACGAUAUUGA